GGCAAAUGGAAAAAUCGUAAAUAACAUUGCAACUGCAGCAGCUCUAGCGAAAACUAUGUGAAAAAUCAGUUGAAAUUGUUUUAAUUGUAAAAGUGCAAUGCAUUUAGUGACGUCCCAUGGGGCAAUAAAAUCGUGUUCUUGUUAUCUCUAAGCAUACAUAGCACAUAUGUAUAUAUAUAGAUGUAGGCAUGGUGGAGUCUAAAAAAUUUGGCAAUUUGGAGGCCUACACAUAUCUCCUUGUGACGCUAAAUUUAACGCUAGCRCUAGUUGUAAUGUUUUUCAAUUGUCUGUGCUGCAAAAAAAGGAUACCAAAAAAUGAUAUGCUCGGCCUCGAGGGCAUGGUGAAGCUGAAGAACCCCGAUGAAAUAAUUGUGGUCACUAGCAACAAUGCAAAUUCAAUUGCGAUUGCGGCAGCGACAAGCAACAGCCUGGUAAACAAUAGUGAGUCACAAGCAGAGCUAAAUGCCUCAACAGUCUCGAAUGCUGACUCAGAAAAGAGAUCUAGCACAGCGGCGCAUCGCAGCUUGCCCGACAUACCCGUGGCGGAGAGCAACGACAAUGGCUCUGAAUUGUAUGAAACGGUUGCCGACAAGCAGCUGGCCAAUGCGCAUAAUCAAAGUCCACAGCCCAGUUUGAAAAAGCAAACGAGCGUGUCGCAGCACAGCUCCAUUAGCCAGGCGGAUGAUGUGAGCUCGCCGUAUUCGCGUGUUAAGGGCUUGCCGCAUGAUUAUGCCAAAGUGCGUGCCACCGAGCAUCCAUAUGCCCAACUCAAUGCACCGUCCACCUCCAGCUCAGCUGUAGCAGCAACAGCAAAAGCUUCCAGCAGCAAAGCUGCCUGUUCACAGCAUGGAACCGACUCACUGCAGCGUGGCUCACAGCUCAACGGCGACUCAACACAGCACCUGAACGAUGAGUCGACGUCCCAGGUAGAAAUACCGGCAGCAUCAGCUAUUGCGGGCAUGAUUUCGGCCAGUCAGGAUCUUCCUUAUAUGACGCCACCCAUUGCAAAUCAACAUUUUAGUGGCGAUUCACAAGACUCUUCCAAGGGCUACACGAGCAUAAGCGUCCGCGAGCCGUUGGCCAAUAUUCUGGCCCAGCAGCCGCCAACUAAGCAGACGGCUAGGAAAACAACGCUGACGCGAGACGUUAAUGACUCGCACUAUGCAACUGUCUCCGACGAUUCAGAUGAAACCUAUGCGGCUAUUGAGGAUCCCAAUAACCGUCAUAUUCCAAACGCCACCGAUAUUUAUACAAGCGGCUCAGAGACCUAUGCACAAAUACAGCCGAUGCAGGCUAAUCCCAUCGUAGUGGCCGUUGAGAUCAACAGCAGCAGUAGCUUGGCGGCAACGAGUGCUGCGGUAUCUAACAGCGGCCCAUUGAAUCACAGCUCUGGCUCUGGGUCGGCACACCGAGUCAGCAGCAACAGCAUGGAUCACGCAGUGCCCGUUCCUCCGCAUAUGGACAGUCUGCGCGCACAAAUGCAUUCUCGGCAAGCAUCUUCCUCGUCCUCUGUGUGCAAUUUGGGAUCGCCCAAGCCAGAGAAAAGACAGGCGAAUUCACCGUUGCCACCGACGCCGAAGGCAAGUCUGAGUCAGUCGCAGGGCUUACAUCAUCUCCACUCAGCAGCGAGCAGUAGCAAUCUUACAUCCGGGCGCAGCUCUGUUAUCUCUGUAAUAGAAGCCGGAGGCGAGGGCAACAUCGAUUCGAAUGAUGUGAUCAAUACAUCUCCACAGCGCAAGCACAGCAAGAGUCUAAGUCCAUCCAAAGAUGCUGAGGGCAAUAGAAACAUCGAGGGCAUGUACGCCAAGGUCAUGAAAAAGCACAAGUUCUCCUCCCAUCAGCCCGAGAUGCUUGGGGUGAGUCCCUUGGAUAGUGCGGCCGCGGCGCUUCUAAUGGACUCACAAGCUCCAGGCGCUGACAAGAGUCGCUUACGCAGCAAUAGCUAUACCGCUAAGGAUCACGGGUACGAGACGAUACCCGCGGAUGGCCAGAAGCAAGCGCAAAACCAGCUUCCACACGAGAAUCGCAAGUCGGACUGCUAUGCGGCUAGCAUGCUGCAAAAGGAGCGCCAACAGGAAGCAGCAGCUGGGGGUCAGACGCAUCCCAACAACAGCAGUAGCAUCAGCGUUCAGGUUAAAUCUAGUUCGCCCAGCACCAGCACAAAGCACUACGAGACUAUAAACUGCCCACCGUGUCCGAAACCAAACAGCAACGAUCCUGGCUACGAGCAGCUGCAGACGGCGCCCAACGAUGAUGAUGCAAAGAAGUCGGACUAUGAUCCCAACUAUGAGGUGCUGAAGAGUCGCGCCCACUCUGAUGACGGCUAUGCCAAAGUGCUGGAAAAGAAGCCGCCGCCCGACGAUGUUGUGGAUAGCAGUGGCGUCUACAGCACCAUACCUGGCGCCGAUGCGAAUCACAACUAUGCCAGCAUCUUGGAGACAAAGGCGCAUCUGGUAGCGGUGCCCAAUGAGACGGAUCACUAUGCACGCAUUGCGGAGACCGUGACGCUCGCGUCGCCCCUCACGCCCAAUUCAUCGUCCAUGGCGAACAGCUUGUCCAUGAUCACCGUGACCACCAGCACCAGCAUGAGCUCACAACAGACGGUCAGCUCCUCGCAGUAUGAAUCGCUGACAGGCACGGGCAGCGAAACAGAUCCCAACUACGAGUCGGUUUGCUAUCUAAAUGCCACAACAACAACAACAACCACAGCGACGGCAUCGACAACAACCAACAACAGCAGCAACAACAGCAACAGYAACAGCAGCAGCAGCAACAUGGAUCACGGCUAUGAGCGCCUCGAGUCGGACAACAAUACGCAGGCGAACAGCCCGCUGAGUACGCCCAGUGAGCAGCAGCUGGUGGUGGAUGAUUACUUUCAGGUGUAGCUAUAACAACAGUGGGGCUGCAUGCCGUAGAGAGCUGGAUCUCGUUGAACUAUAUUCACAAAGCACACACACUUACAUACAGACACAGACACAAAGAGACGCACACACACACCCUAGCAUUUUGUUUUGCUUAGCAAUAGUUUUUAUUUUUCUUAACGCACAUAUCACAUUGGAUGCACAGCAGCAAAGAUGGAGACAAAGAAUAAAUCUUGGAUAAGCGUGUGUUGCAUGCGUUUUAUGCAGCUCCAUAUCGGCUCGCACUUUAGACCUAGUCUAGCACUAAGUUAUAUAAAUAGCAUGAACUUUAUGUACAAAGUAUUUGUAUGUUAAGCUCGAUAAUACGUGCAAGCGGCGUAUAAGCCCAUAUGCUCUCAUGUCUUAUAUCUACGUAUAUAUCUAUAUACAUAUAUAUAGGUAUGUACGGCUACAUACUAUAUAAUACAAAUACCAGUGCGUCCUAUUUUAUUUAAAUUGAAUGCAAGAACAAAGGCGAGGCGAUUUCAAUUGAUUAGAGCCACGCAGAUAAAGCAGAAAGAGAUAUUGAAUAACGC
Molecule: messenger RNA, 3436 nt
Organism: Drosophila arizonae
Lineage: Eukaryota; Metazoa; Arthropoda; Insecta; Diptera; Drosophilidae
Source: RefSeq, a predicted model, not a curated record